CAUAGCAAGAUGAAACAUUGAUUUAAGCAAUUAUACAUUUAAAAUAGUUACAAUUUUAAGAUAUUUGUAAGAAUGAAAAAGUAAGUAUUGAUUUACUUUAUACCAACUUAUGCGCGGAUUUACAAAAAAUCUUCUUUGGAUCUUUCAAAUUUCUCAUUGUUUUGGUCAAAUGACCACGAUGUUGGUACACACUGUAUACUAAAUUAAAUAGGUACACAAUUUUUAACUCAUGAAAUGCGUCUAUAACAUCAUUGUUUCCAUCAAAUAUCGAUCUGCAUCGUCACGUCUGUUGUCCGUUGUUUGGAAGGAUAUUCUGGAAGAUCAUCACAUUUUUUAUUUAUUGACUCAAUAUUAUUUGUCUUAUAAAAUUAUUUAUUCAAAAUGAGCUCUUGCUCGCUCCUUUUUCUUGUGAGUUCAAACUGCUACUAUACAAUUCUAUCACAUGAAGUAUGACAAACGGUCCAGGGUCACUAUAAAUCUUUUAAUAUUAUAUGAUGAUGUGUUUGAAUGACAUAUCAUUUACUAUUUCAGGUAUAAGGCACCCACACCAAAAGAAAUCCUCAAAAGACGAGCAGUCAAUAAUAAACAGUUAAAACUAGCUGACGACAAACCUUGCAACGAGGUAAAAGAAACAAAAACAUUAAAUAUAAAAUAUGAUUACACAAAAAAAAAGUCGUUCAAGACUCGAGACAAAGAAUUAAAAGAUGAUCCCUAUCGCAACCCGUAUGCAGUGCCAGAGCGCUUAAGAGUUACCACAAAAUGUCUACCACCGAGGAAGCAGAAAAAAACUCCAUUUAUUAUGGAUGAACCCUUUACAGUGUGUGACGUUGAUCCCGAAUUUUUUAAAAUAGUAGAAGGCAGACCUAUAAGAUCACACUAUGACAUAAAAGUUUUUAUGAAACACCUUCGAAAGAUCUUGAUGUUCCGCGCCGACUGCGCUUAUUUGAAAGAUGAACUUAUUCAAAUAGAUGCAAGAAUGAUAUUAGAACAAGAGCAAUAUGAAGCAAUAGAAGCUGCCUUCCAAGACGCUGAAGCAAAUUUUGUCACUUUUGCUGCAGAAAGCUACAAGGAGGCAAAAUAUAUGCAACAUUUAGCUGAACAGAAGUAUCAAGAACUAGAAGCCAUGACAGAGCAGCUGGAAGCCAUCAGUUUCGAAUUUCACAAACUGAAGAACGGGGUUUCUAGUACUGUCGCAACAUAUGAAAACCUCAUGCGGUAUAAGAGAUUUCUAAAUACCGUUUCCCCUGACUGGUGGCGAGAGCAAUAUGAAGAUAUCUGUAAACAAGGCAAUGAAUUGUGUUCCAAAUUUUAUUUGUCUUUAGAAGUCGAACAAGUAGAAUCUGUUUCAGAUUACAAAAAGAGUGCCCUCGCUCUGGCAACUCUGCCACCCGAACUAUACUUUAAAAAACCAAGUGAACUAUCCACCAUACUAGAAGAAAUAAGCAGCCAGUGUUUAAACUAUAUGGAGAUUGAAACUUAUUUUUCAACAUACUUUGCAAGAGUAAAUAAAUAUAAAAAACAGUAUACUGAAUACAUUAAUGCUGAGUGUGCUGAUAUACAAGGAAUUAUCGAGAUGCUGACAGACAAAAUUAAAUUUUCAGAAGAACGGAAAGAAGACUGCAAGUCUACUUUUGAAAAGCUGGUAGAAAACCAAUUCCAGCGACUUGUUGCGUCUUACGAAACAAAAAAGUUGUUUAAUUGUUUGCAGUACGUCCAUACUCGCGUUAUUGGUGUCAUGGUGGACCCCAAAGACACCAUGGAAUCACUGACUCAGGACUUAGAGGGGUGGUAUUACGAUCUUUGUACUAAAAUGGAUGAUUUGAAUUUAGAAGUGGUCAAAGAGGCACAGCGUCAAAUAUUCAGUGAAGACAUACGUGUGAUGAGAAAAGCAAGCGAUGCGGAACGUCUAUUGAAGGAGUACCGUACUUUAUGCAAGUCUCUCUACAAAAGUUUUGAGCCACCGAAGCGUAAGAAUACCAAGACUAGGAAGUAGUCAACAAAGAAUUAUAUUAUUUUUUAAUUACCUGACCCAGCAAACGUUUGUUUGCCAUAUACAUUUUUAGGUGAUAUCUGGUGAAGAACAAACAUUAUGUAUGAAUAAAAAAAACGUUAGGAUUAGUCUAGAGUACUCUAGAGGGAUGAAACAUGACGUUGUCGGAUUGAUUCUCAAACUCAAUAUGUCAUGAGAAUCGGUCAAGCUGUUUUGAAGGAGUUAAACUACAAACACGUUUGUUUUUUUAAUAGUCGAUGAAGAAGACUACUAUUGAUAAGCAAGUCUUGUUGAUUUCCGAUUCUAUUGCGAUUUUAGUAGUCCACUACCUUUUAUUUAGGGCUGGCACCUUUUAAAUGAUAGCUUACCUAAUACUUAGGGAUAAUUAUAUCUAUUAAAUAAAGUAGCGUAAAAGUUUUGUUUGCCCCUUAUGGGUUUUAUGUUUUUAAGCUUCAUAUUAGUAUGUUCGGUGUUUUAGAAGUCAAGAUUAAUUUAGGUUAUGUAACACAAGUCGAAGAGUUUUUUUAUUACUUUUAAGGUAUUUAUUACGUCUUUUAAGGUUUUAAGCAUGAUUAUGAGUAUGUGCAGGUUAAGAAGUCAAGAUUAAUUUAGUUUUACGAGACAAAACUCGAAGAGUUAUGUUUUUAUUAUGUUUUUCAGGUUUUAAGCAUGAUGAUUAUUAGUAUGUUCGUAGAUUUAGAGUAAAGAUUAGUUUAGUUUUAUGAAAAACAACUCGAAGAGUUUUAUGUGCAAUUUUUAUAAUAUUUUAUUGACGGUUACAUUUCGUUAACAUUAAAUUUAUUUUUAUGCCGCAACAGCACCAAAAAGUUUUUAUUUUAAGUACGAGAACGUCGACCCUUUCUUAAAAAUCUUGGAUGCAAAUUGCUAAGAUCAUAUUUUAACUAGUCGUUUUUACUAAGCCAAAGCUGUGGGUAUUACGAUCAAGAAUAUGUGUUCAUGAAUAAGCCAAGUUGGCUUCCUGCACCCAUUGCUUUGGGCGGAUUAUUCCAAAUAUAAUUAUCAUAAGUUAGAGCGCACACGAAUGAUUCCGCCAAGUGCUCCGUGUUACGUAGCUCGCCCCCGGGACUAAACAUUUGCUUUCAUGAAUACCUUACCAUAACAGACGUGCUCAGCCCGCACCGUAAAAGCAACAAUGUAAAUUUAAUCUCAAUUCUCAUUGUAAAUAACGCAACUCCAUGUCUUUACGCCACUGGCAGGUUACUUUCUAGUAAAGCAGUUAAUUUUAGAAGAAAUAAAUAUUCGAUAUUAAAAUGUAAAUAGAAUCAUGGAGUUUAAUCAAUUUGCAGUCGCACUGAAUGUUUGGAAAUUGAAUAAUCUCGAUUCUGAUUACGCGCCGUCGCUGACACAAAAAGUUCAUAUUGUGUCAAUUUAACGUCUAAUCACUUUUUAAAUACGUUAGCACCGAGACGCGCCCGAUCAACGAAUAAAUUUGAAUUCAUUAACAAACUGAUUCGGGCCCGCCCGCGCUUACUAUUGAAGGGGAAACAAAUUGAUUUUUUAUAGCAAUUUCAUUUGCCGGUCUUAACCUAUUAUGCGAAGCUAACGAAAUUUGUAAAAAACAAAAAGCUUUUUAUCUGAAAAUUUUGUAGACAAGUAAUCAAAAAUUAAAUGAAAAUGAGCUUACGAAAACCGAAUACAGUUAACCAAAGAAUAAAAGUGAACAAAACAAGCUUCAUAACUGGAUAUUAACGAACACGCUCAUAUAAAAAUAUUUAAUAAUCGCAAGCGAUUCUUCGCUUCGAAUUCUUGUCUGCAUCGUUUAUAGAAAUCCAAUUUAUUAUUUAAACAAAAGUGCGGGGAUGCCGGAGGUUUAAUGCACGCAUUCCUCUGUUAUUAAACACUGAGCGCUUUCCCGACAAAGGACGCAAUGGAGCGUCGAUUGAUAUAAUAAUAAUUAAUAUUGUUUUAUUAUAAGCUACGUAAAUCGUAUCUCGAGAGCGCAAUGCGGCCGCGCCACUGCCCAAAUUGUGAACCAUUCACGCGUGCCUAAUUCUGUAAUGCUAUUAAAUGUUUAGAUACUAAUUAUAUUAGCUAUUGUUCCUCCCUCUGUUUUUGUGUUGAAGUUAUAUUGGUAUAUAGGAAAGGAUAUGGAUUUGAGCUUGUUGUUUUAGGCGUAUGUAAUGUAAUCAAUUUAGUCAACGAAUUUAGAUAUUGUGAUUGUAUUUAAUUUUAAAUUAGGAAAACACGAUUCAUGCACUAAAGAAUUAAGUCGUUGUGAGAGAGUUUGGUACAAGAUUCAGAACAAGUAUUUUUGAGUCGCAAAAAUGCUUGUUCUGCGUGUCGAUCGAAUUUAAUUAAGCAUAGUGCAGUGCCAUUCAGUGCAGUCGAAUGUUUACCUAUAAUUAAUUUUUAAAUAAGUAGUGUAUUCAAAUCUGAACAGAAAGUGUUUUACCCGUAUUUAGAUUUCAUACGAAACAUUUAACGACUUACAAAAUAACUGUCUUACCGAACAAUAAAUACAAUGAAAUAUAUUUAUACAAUUAAAAAAAAGAAUCACAAAGAAAUGCUCAUCGAAUAAAAAAUCAAUAAAGUCCACAAGAAACAUAAUUGAAAACUCAUUACACAUUCACCUUCUCCGUACAUAAUAGCCAUAUAAUGUAACUUAGCAAUCGUGAAAUGUUUGUCUGACUCUAGGUGUAGCGUUUUGGCGUUUAGAGUGAAUUUAAUAUAGUUGCGGUGGGUAUCGUGUGAAGAGCCAUGCAUUAUGAAUAGCGGGUGGUCUCCGGAGUCUGGCCGGGGCAAGCGGUGACUUGAUAGAUUACCCCAUUCACUUAUUAAGUACGCGGCGACCGCAACUGAUAGCUAUCGUUACGAUGCAAAAUGGAUCGCUCAAUUUUUACCAAUUAAUUUGUCGUUUUUUGUGCAUUAAUUUUGAGAUGUCUUCGAUUUUUGUCUUUGUUUUCAAACAUAAUUUUUAAUCACCAUUUUUUAACGACGUACGAUAGCAAUGUCGAUGACGAUGAUUUUGGCACAAUUACAGAAAUAAUUAGUAUUUUUCACAGAUUGUAUUAUCAAACUAUUCUAAGCGCAAAAUAACCUUUGUUCAUGUGAGAGAUUUUAUUUGCGACUUAGUUGUGUAUUGCAACUUCUUAUACAAGAGCAACGAAUUGCAAUUUACGUAAUACGCCAUUGACUUCACUUCUACAGUCAGAUGAAUGCCACAAGACUAAUUGGAGUUUUAGUAUUAAUUGCCGGCGUUUUGUUCGGACGAUUGAUAUUAAUAUCUUUGAACCUUUCCUUCUUAUUUCUACCUUUCUGGAGAGUUCAGGUGAAGCGUACCAUACCUUGCUUAAUUAUAGCAAUUUUUCUUUUUAAUUUUCGAGGUAUUCGUUUUUGGAAGCUUGAAUGAAGCUUUUACAAAUGGUUUUUAUUUUAAUGGUUCAGACUGUGUAAAAUUAUGAUGCUUAUUUUUACAUGAAGUAAUAAUAUCGAAAGAUCAGUUAGUACUGAGGUUUUCUAUAUUUUUAAACGACUUCAAAAAGGUUAUCAAUUCCUGUG
Messenger RNA from Trichoplusia ni (cabbage looper), 5509 nucleotides. RefSeq lists its product as uncharacterized. The record is from RefSeq and is a predicted model, not a curated record. NCBI's taxonomy places the organism in Eukaryota, Metazoa, Arthropoda, Insecta, Lepidoptera, Noctuidae. The transcript has a single exon. The coding region runs from base 800 to 1993 and encodes 397 amino acids.